Molecule: messenger RNA, 3065 nt
Organism: Oenanthe melanoleuca
Lineage: Eukaryota; Metazoa; Chordata; Aves; Passeriformes; Muscicapidae
Gene: SCNN1B
Product: sodium channel epithelial 1 subunit beta
Exons: 13
Coding region: 68-2167 (699 amino acids)
Biological process (GO): sodium ion transmembrane transport
Cellular component (GO): membrane
Molecular function (GO): ligand-gated sodium channel activity
Source: RefSeq, a predicted model, not a curated record
GGGCCGGGCCGGGGCCGGUGCCGGUGCCGGGCUGAGCGGGGAGCGCGGCCGGAGCCGCAGCAGCAGCAUGAGGCUGAAGAGGUACCUGGUGCGGGCUCUGCACCGGCUGCAGAAGGGCCCUGGCUACACCUACAAGGAGCUGCUGGUCUGGUACUGUGACAACACCAACACCCACGGCCCCAAGCGCAUCAUCAAGGAGGGGCCCAAGAAGAAAUUCAUCUGGUUCUUCCUGACGCUGCUCUUUGCAUCCCUGGUCUUCUGGCAGUGGGGGAUCCUCAUCAACACCUACCUCUCCUACAACGUCACCUCCUCUCUCUCCAUUGGCUUCAAGACCAUGAAGUUCCCUGCAGUCACUGUCUGCAAUGCCAACCCUUUCAAGUACUCGGAGGUGAAGCCCCUGCUGAAGGAGCUGGACAGGCUGAUUGAGGCAGCACUGGAGAGGAUCCUGCAGCCAGGGAACAGCAGUGACAACGUGUCCCCACCACUGGACCUGGAGCUCUGGAACCAGAUCCCCCUGGUCCUCAUCGACGAGCACGACAAAGACAAUCCCAUCAUCCUGGACAUCUUUGAGAGCAACCAGACUGCUGUGGGCAACGGGACUGCCAUGGGCAACGGGAGCCUGGAGAGCUACACCAUGGGCAGUGGGAGCCUGGAGAGCUACACCAUGGGCAGUGGGAGCCUGGAGAACACCACCUCUGCUGCAGCUGCACCUGGUGCAGAGAGCAACACCACUGCUGCAGCUGCCCCAGCCAACAGCACAACAGGAGAGAAGAAGUACAAGCUGGCAGUGAAGCUGUGCAGCCGGCCGGGCUCUGAGAACUGCACCUACCGCAACUUCAGCAGCGCGGCGCAGGCGGUGAGCGAGUGGUACGUGCUGCAGUCCACCUCCAUCCUCUCCAGGGUGCCCCUGCACGACAGGAUCAGGAUGGGCUACCAGGCAGAGGACAUGAUCCUGGCCUGUCUCUACGGGGCUGAGCCCUGCAACUACAAGAAUUUCACCCAAAUCUACCACCCAGACCAUGGGAACUGCUACAUUUUUAACUGGGGCAUGGAUGAAGAGGCUCUGAAUUCUUCCAACCCUGGGGCUGAGUUUGGGCUGAAGCUGAUUCUGGACAUCAGCCAGCAGGAUUACAUUCCCUACCUGUCCUCUGCUGCUGGGGCCAGGCUCAUGCUGCACCAACAGAAGAGCUUCCCCUUCCUCAAGGAUCAGGGCAUCUACGCCAUGGCUGGGACAGAAACCUCCAUUGGAGUGCUGGUGGACGAGCUGGAGAGGAUGGGCUACCCCUACAGCGACUGCACCGUCAACGGCUCCGACGUGCCCGUGCAGAACCUCUACAGCCAGUACAACACCUCCUACUCCAUCCAGGCUUGCCUGCGCUCCUGUUUCCAAAACCACAUGGUGGAGAUCUGUGGCUGUGGGCACUACAUGUUCCCCCUGCCUGAAGGGGUGAAUUACUGCAACAAUGAGGAUUUCCCAGGCUGGGCAUAUUGCUAUUCCUCACUGAGAUCCAGCAUUAAGCAGCGUCAGAUCUGCAUUGACUCCUGUAAGGAAACCUGCAAUGACACACAGUACAAAAUGACCAUCUCCAUGGCAGACUGGCCAUCAGAAGCCUCUGAGGACUGGAUAUUCCAUAUUCUGUCUUACGAAAGGGAUAUGUCAACAAACGUGACUCUGGACAGGAAUGGGAUCAUCAAGCUGAACAUUUACUUCCAGGAGUACAACUACCGCACCAUCUCGGAGUCAGCUGCCACCACGAUCGUGUGGCUGCUGUCCAGCCUGGGGGGCCAGUUUGGGUUCUGGAUGGGGGGCUCGGUGCUGUGCCUGAUUGAGUUUGGGGAGAUCAUCAUCGACUCUCUGUGGAUCACCAUCAUCAACCUCAUCAGCUGGGCCAAGGGGCUGAAGCAGCGGCGGGCGCGGGCGCGAUACCCGGACGCGCCCCCGACGGUGGCAGAGCUGGUGGAGGCUCACACCAACCUGGGCUUCCAGCCCGAGGCAGGGCCAGCAGCAGGGCCAGCAGCAGGGCCAGCAGGGCCAGCAGCAGGGCCAGCAGGGCCAGGGGCCCAGGCACUGCCCCCCGAGCCCGGCACGCCGCCCCCCAACUACGACUCCCUGCGCGUGCAGCCCCCGGACACGCUGAGCCCCGACAGCGACACAGACAGCGAGUGACCACAGGGUCCUGGCCACUGCUGCAGCUGUGCUGAGUGACCACAGGGUCCUGUCUGUGCUGAGUGACCACGGGGUCCUGGCCACUGCUGCGGCUGUGCUGAGUGACCACGGGGUCCUGUCUGUGCUGAGUGACCACAGUGUCCUGUCAGCUCCUGCAGCUGUGCUGAGUGACCACGGGGUCCUGGCCACUGCUGCAGCUGUGCUGAGUGACCACGGGGUCCUGUCUGUGCUGAGUGACCACAGGGUCCUGUCCCCUCCUGCAGCUGUGCCACUUGCUGGGCAGUGCCUGUCAGAAUUAGGACAGAGUUAAAGGCCAAGCUCUCCUCUGCUGUGACUGAUCACAGCAGAAUCUCUGCCCAACAAACCCUGCAGUACAGCUCCAGUCAGGCUUUGGCUGCAGCCUGGAGAGCUCGUGCACAUCACGCUGCUGUAAAAUCCUGUCACCAUUUCUCGUCCCCAGCUGGGUGGCAGCAGGUGGUGGCAGGAGAGGACAGGAGGGGCUGGCAGUGGGUGCAAGGCCAUGGCCUGUGGAUCUCAGAACCCUGGAGGAGUUUGUGCUGGAAGGAACCUCAGAGUGUCUCAUCCCAUCCCCUUCUCAGCACCCUUGGCACAGCUGUGCCACACCCUGGAGCAGAGCCUUGGGAUGGCACCACAGCUACUUCUGCCCUCAGAGCUGCAGAAUCUCCACUCCCAAACCACUGCAAUGGGAGCAGCAGGAACUGAGCUCUGCCUUCCCUGCUGCAGCCCCUGGGUGCCCUGCUGUGCUGCUGCCCAGGGUCUGCACCCUGGUGGGGCAGGGGCCACAGCUCUUGGAGUGUGCCAAGGACUCCACAGAGACUGGGCUGGGAGGAAGCACCAGCCUGUUUAUCACUCUUUCAAUAAUAAAAAAUUGAUUUCA